CGAAGCUUCACCGUUACGAGCUAAACGGAGCUGCUGGGUACAUGAGAUACUACCUUCGAUACCAUCUUCUCCUGCUGAGUGGCAGCUCGCUUUCUCGAGGCGUCAGCAUGCACCGAAACAAGAGAACGCCCCACAGCGUCAAAGCUCCUUUCUGUGCUGUACAUUUUCCCCUUCCCCGGCCUUGACGUAGAAACGCGCCUAAACCAAACCCCCACCCGCUGAUAUGGCGCCUCUUUCCUUCGUUAACCAACCCUGGCCCUUUGUAGCCUUCAUGAUUUUCUGCCUGGUUGCUUCCCUCCCCCAUGCCACAAUCGGCCAUGCCAAGACGUCUGCGGCGGGACAACCUGCUCCGGGGGGGAGUCGUGCUGCAACAACCAGUGCUGCCCUUUUACCCCCGGGACGGAGAAUCUCCCGCGCAAUUUCAAUUGCUGUGGGGGGGUGUGCUGCCCCGAGAACGCCGCCCAAGGGUGCAGCGUCAGAUAUGCACCAGCAGCCCCUGGAGCUCCCUACUUGGGGACCCAGAUCUGUUGUUCCAAGUCACGGAUGUUCAACGCUUUCUCUCUAGCGGGCGUUGAGUUCUGCUGCCCGCACGACCUGUGCAUGGGCAUGUACUGCUGUACUCCAGGAGAAAGUGUCUGCACUUCGUUUGGGUGCGCACCACUCGGAUUCGUUAUUGGCGACCCGCACAUCAGCCUGCCGGGCCUGCUGCCGCCCAACCAGACUGACGUCACUGACUUCACAUUCGACUUCCAUGGAUCAGCGGGCAACGCCUACUGCAUGAUAACCAAUGCUGCAAUUACGGUGAACGCACACAUGUUCAGCCUGGCUCCCACCGCUCUAGUUCCCGAGCACCGCUACCAUGGCGGCCGGUGCUUCCAGUUCACCUGCAUCGACGGAAUCGGCUUCGUGUACCGAAAUCGCCAGGGCCGCACGCAGCGCAUCGCCGUCCGACUGGACCGCACGCUGACUGACGUCAGCGUCCACCCCUUCAACGUCACCUUUGAAGACGAACCGGUCAGGACGAGCGAAGACGCCGCUUGGACAAGCCCGGACGGAAUCGCCAAAGUCGGACGUACGGCCGUUCCGGACCAGUUGGUGGUGUCUUUGGACGGCCUCCUCGAAGUGGAGGUCAGCCGCGCCGAGGACGCGGAGCUCCGGGACCAACCGGAAGGUCCCCCCGUGCGCUACAUCAACCUGGCAGUCAAGGGACUGCCGGUCGGCCCGGGGGUGCACGGGUUCAUGGGCCAGAUGUACGCCCCCGGCGCAGUGGAAGCGCGGCUGAAGAUGGCCACGCAAGCCUACGACCGCUUCUCCACGGCGGCUCGGUCCAAAGCCCCCGGCUUGAUCGGUGCGUCGCGCAAACUGCGGUCAAGCGCGUCACAGAAGAAGGAGUCCCUGGCGUGCUCGUACUCGGGUACGAGCUUUGUUUGCAAGUAG
Messenger RNA from Klebsormidium nitens, 1437 nucleotides. The record is from the annotation of a GenBank genome assembly. Lineage: Eukaryota; Viridiplantae; Streptophyta; Klebsormidiophyceae; Klebsormidiales; Klebsormidiaceae.